Ceutorhynchus assimilis (cabbage seed weevil) is the source of this 2755-nucleotide messenger RNA. The record is from the annotation of a GenBank genome assembly. NCBI's taxonomy places the organism in Eukaryota, Metazoa, Arthropoda, Insecta, Coleoptera, Curculionidae.
UUAUUCUGGAUCAGAUUUCAUCACAAGGGAAAUUCUCCAUAGAAGCAGGCACCGGUAUUUUGAGAGUUGAGGAAAAACUAGAUCGCGAGAAAAAGGAUAAUUAUUUACUUAUCGUAGAAGCGUGGGACAAUUAUCAAUAUGGAUUCAAAAAUGGAGAGAGUAGAAAUACUUUCAAACAAAUAAAUGUAACGCUUCUGGAUAUAAAUGACAAUGCCCCAGAGCUGACAAUAGAGCGCAUGUGUGUCAAUAUAACUGAAUUCCAUGAAGUAGGACAGCCUAUUACAACUAUACGAACUUCAGAUAAUGAUGAUCCAAAUACAUCUAAUGGACAGGUGAUGAUAAUGAUUUCAGUAAACUUAGAACACACUAAAAACCUACUGUUUCCAGGUAAUAAUUGACAUUGCUGAUGGAAAUCAAGGUGACCUCUUUGAACUUCAACAAAUUAACGAUUGGAUAGUGCAAAUCAAGUCUACAAAGCCUUUGAAAGGAAAACAUGGAAAAUAUACACUGAUUAUGAGAGCUCAGGACUUAGGAACGCCUAGUUUUGUGACGGAAGAGCCUGUUCAUAUUUGUGUAAUGGAUGUUAACGACCAUGCUCCUGUGUUUGUUUCGCCGUCACCAAAUUCAACUUUAAGAGUUCCAGAGAAUGCAACUGUUGGAAGUGCAUUGGCUCAGAUCGUUGCCUUGGAUGAAGACAUAGGACAAAAUAGCGUAAUAAAGUUUAGACUUAAAGCUGAUCCAGCUGGUCAUUGGAAAACUUUCAAUUUGCACACAGAUUCUGGCAUUUUGGAGUUGGCUUUGCCUUUGAAUAGAAAAACGCAAAAAUUUUACGAUAUUCGUAUAGAAGCAUUUGACCUAGGAGUUCCAACAUCUCUGAGUUCUGAUUUGGAUUUAACAGUUUAUAUAAACGAUAUAAGGGGAUAUCAACCUCAGUUUUUAGACGACGAAUUUACUAUAGAAUUCACAGAAAACCAAAGACCUGGAGCUGAAGCUAAAAGACUUCCAGAUACAAUUGACAGAGACGAAUUAGAUUAUGAAGGCACGCCAUCGCCAAUUUGUUACUUUAUAGUUGGUGGUAAUGAAAAUAAUUACUUUAGUCUACACCCUAUUGACCAUACUCUACAUGUUAUCCAGCCAUUGGACAGAGAAGAACAAAACAUUUAUUUAUUACUGGUCAAAGCUACGGAAGAUUGUUCAUACUCACCUGAGGCACAACUUGAUUAUCCCGACACGAGUCAGUUGAAAGUUAUUAUCAAAGUCUUAGAUAUAAAUGAUAAUCCUCCCAGAUUUAUUAGACGUGUAUUCACUGGUGGAGUAAGUACAGCGACACCGUACGGAACCAAAUUUAUGUCUGUUAAAGCGCAUGAUGCUGAUGAAAGUAAAAAUUCUGAAAUAUCCUAUUAUAUUGUUGGAAAAAUCCAGAUGACACUCACAGAAGGAUUGGAUCUUCAAAUGCGUGAACCAUUUACUAUAGAGCGUGAAACAGGGGCUGUAAAGUUGAAUUUUGAUCCUCAGCAGGGAAUGAAAGGAUACUUUGACUGUAUAGUAUUAGCGAACGAUACAGACGGACUUCAAGAUACUGCUCGAGUUUUUAUCUACCUUUUAAGAGAAGACCAGAGAGUGAGAUUUGUACUAAGACAACAUGCUCCUGAUUUGAGAAACAGAAUUGAAGUAUUCAGAGAAAUUUUAGGCAAUGUUACUGGGCAUAUAGUAAACAUAGAUGAAUUUAGAGUUCAUGCUAACAAAGAUGGUUCCAUUGAUAAAACAAAAACUGACUUGUAUUUACAUUUGGUUAACAAAAAAGAUAAUUCAAUUUUAGAAGUUCCGGAUGUUUUAAAGUUGGUUGAUCAGAAUACUGAGAAUCUCAACGAAUUGUUUAAACAAUUCAAUGUUCUGGAUACUCAACCUGGCAAAAGCUUAAUGCUUCGAUCAAAAGACCAAGUAUUACCCACUAGUAUUGCAUGGCUAACUGCUGUAUCUAUGUUUUUACUUUUGAUGGUUCUUUUGAUUUUGGCUUUAUUCGUUACUCAGCGGCAAGCAUACCAAAGAAAAUUAAAAGCUGCCACAGCAACAGCAUAUGUUCGAGCUGAAUCCGAAAUAGAAGGCAAAAGCUUAAGUAUUUUAAGCGGCAGAGUACCCAAUACUAAUAAACAUAGCAUGGAAGGCAGCAAUCCGAUUUGGUUGAAAGCCUACGAAAACGAAUGGUAUAGAGAACCUGAAGAUCACUGUAACAGUUCCGAUCGCGAUUCCCUAGACGAAAAUGUGAUCUGCAGCGGGGAAUCCUUCGGAUCUGCCGAAUUUGUGCCAAAAAACAACGAAAAAUUCAGCAACGAAAUAUUGACAACGAACCUACUUGACAGGCAAAAUUUGUAUCAAACUCUCGCUUCUAUACCGGUACUUCCUGUGCCACAACCACGAAAAUUGGAAACUACAGAGUUAUGAUCUUUACACAAUAAAUUUAAAAUGGGAAACAAUAAAAUAAAACCGUUGGAUGAUAUUAUAGCUGUAGACUUGUAGUUUAGUAAUUUAUAACUGAAUACAACAUAGAAAUUGCACGAAAAAAAAAACAGUUUCUCUUUUUCAUAUAAAAUUGUUUUAAUCUAUAGUUAUUUUACUUCCCAUAAGAAGGUAUACAAUGUAUGAAUUUUGAAUGUGGUUCUGUAUAAAUGGAUUUUACUAAUAAAACUGAAUUUAAAUCUCUGGUUUUGAAGUUUUGUUAAAUAUCCGAUAGUUCCGAUACAACUAAACCAAACUC